Messenger RNA from Cimex lectularius (bed bug), 1218 nucleotides. It is a transcript of the gene Rtc1, whose product is annotated as probable RNA 3'-terminal phosphate cyclase-like protein. Gene Ontology annotation, molecular function: RNA endonuclease activity. The transcript has 5 exons. The record is from RefSeq and is a predicted model, not a curated record. NCBI's taxonomy places the organism in Eukaryota, Metazoa, Arthropoda, Insecta, Hemiptera, Cimicidae. The coding region runs from base 91 to 1203 and encodes 370 amino acids. Gene Ontology annotation, cellular component: nucleolus. Gene Ontology annotation, biological process: endonucleolytic cleavage of tricistronic rRNA transcript (SSU-rRNA, 5.8S rRNA, LSU-rRNA); ribosome biogenesis.
UUAUAGUAACACUGCUAGGGCCGGUCACGUUCACAAGCCAGACUGGUGUCCUGUAUUUUUUAUCUAUUUAUUUAUUUUUUUUAUAGAAAAAUGGUGAAAAUAAGCAAUUUCCUUCAGUUCGAAGGUAGCAAUUUUAUGCGGCAGAGGCUCAUAUUGUCAGUGCUGACUGGCAAGUCCAUCACAAUUAAAAAAAUAAGGUCUAAUGAAAUGGAGCCAGGUCUUAGAGAAUAUGAAGUAAAUCUUUUGAGGCUUAUUGAUAAAAUGACAAAUGGUACAUGGCUGGAGGUGAAUGAGACAGGCACCGAGUUCUCAUUCACUCCUGGAUCCUUGAUCGGAGGCCCUUUGGAGCACGAGUGCUGCAAACUCCGUGGCAUCGGUUACUACUUGGAAGUCGUAUUCGCCCUGGCGCCUUUUUGCAAGGUUGCGCUGAGUAUUACGCUCAAAGGGGUGACAAACAACCAGGUCGACCCAUCAGUUGAUGCGUUCAAACACGGGGCUGUCAGCGUUUUGAAAAAAUUCAUAGUCGUUGACCCUGGAAUCGAAAUGCAGAUUAAGAAGCGAGGAAUGGAACCGGAAGGCGGAGGAGAAAUUUAUUUCCACUGCCCCAUUGUCAAAUUAAAAGCUAUACAGAUGAAAGAUAUGGGUAAGGUGAAGAAAGUCAGGGGGACUGCUUAUGCCGUGAAAGUGUCACCUGUCCUCGCCAAUAGGUUCAUCGAGACAGCAAAGGGUGAAAUGAUCCGUUUCAUACCCAACGUCUUUAUAACGUCAGAUUUCCUCAAAGGUCAGAACGGCGGUAAGUCACCAGGCUUCGGAGGCUGCCUUACCGCAGAGACCACGACAGGCGUGAUCCUGACAGCAGAAAAGACCACACCGCCGCCUCCGGGUCAGAGGCAGACACCGGAAGACAUGGGCAAGACAACCGCCUGGCUCCUUCUCGAGGAGAUUGCCCGCGGCGGUCUCGUCGACUCCUCGUUCCAAUCCCUCGCCUGCCUUUUCAUCGCAUUCGGCCAGAAAGACGUUACGCAGCUCGUCGUCGGCCCUCUCUCCCCUUACACAAUCGAGCUUUUAAGACACCUAAGGAAAUUCAUGGGGCUGACAUUCAAGCUGGAUCCCUACGUUGAAGACGAAGACGAAGAUCAGGGGGUUGGAUCAAAUAAAGUUUUAAUUACAGGAGUAGGAAUUGGGUACAAUAGAUUUGCCUAACUCUUGUUUUUAUUU